AGUCCAAUUAAAAUGUAUUCAGUGCAGAAAUACAGGGAUCAGCAUGUAAAACAUUCACUGUGUCCUCCCGGUUAAUUAAAAAAACAAACACAAAUUCCCAGAUAAAAUACCGAGGACAUGACCUCAGUGUCCUCAGUGUCAGCUACAGCCUUGUUCCCCACUUGCAAAGAGGCCCCCUAAACCCCCAGUUUGGGACCAGCAGAGACGCAGCACCUGUAUCCAGUGUCUGUCCCGUUUGGAAAAAGUUGGCAGCGCAAUGGUUACGCUGCGUGCGUCUCAAGGGCAAAGGAAAUGAGGAAACCGAUCACAACAACAAAUGAAGACUCCUACCUCUCCAGACCUCUUUCCUCUGUCUGCGGACUGGCUCUGCUGGCUCUGCUGUAGCCGCACUACACGGCAGAGGAUUUUAUUCUAGCUUCAUGUAUAAGAGGAUAAAAAACGGAAAGAUGCGCCUGGAGGGAAAACGUCACGUUUUCAGUGGGAGCGACAGUGUGGAGAGACUGUGACCGAGCCGGGCAGCGGAAUAUGCGGCACUGUCCCUCUGCACGUCGGGCCAAAGCGUCGGAUCUUUACCGGAGAAACGUCCUGUAGCUGGAUGAUGUGAUUUUUUUUUUCACCCGCACACAGGAUUUUAUAAUCGCACCACGUUUCAGCGGGAGUCUGGAUGAUCCUCCAGUCACACCACCCCCGGACCCCCCUGACCGGUUUCAUGGGAUCAGGACCAGCAUACUGACGGUACCCUGAAAAUAAAUGUAAGGAGGCAUCACUCAAAGUUGACACAAGUGUCACCAAAAUAUCUGGAUUCUGGGGUCACGGUUGGAUAUUUAAUGAUGACUCAAGAGUGGCACAUUUACAGUUAAAUUAUACUGCAAGCAGAUAAAAAAAAAAGCUCCAGACAACAAUCCAGUGUCUCACUGAUAAAGAUAUUAUAACAAACUAUCAGUAGAGUUUAGGUUUAGUCUGCAAUAGCUCAGAUUAUCAUAUAAUCUUAAAUGCAACAAGAUAAAAGUUGUUCCUGCAGCACUGAAGAUGCCACCCUGGGUGUCCUUUCAAGGAAGGGAGACUGGAGAAUGAAAGCGGGAUUUCUGCGUCUUUGAUCGAGCACAGAGGCGACAGACAGACAGACAGACACCUUCUUUUGUUUUUUUUUCUUUGCUUUUUUUUUUUUUGGAUUGGUCCAAAAAUAUUUUUUGCGUGCCCCUUGGACUCCUGCACAAUGGGGAUUAUGCUUCAAGUUAUUCUAGGAAUGUUUCAAUUCCUGCUGCUCACCAGAAUACCGACGUCCCACGCCAAGCUUGCUCACUGGCGACCGGCCGAUUCCCCCAAAUCCAGAGAAGCUCGAGAAGUGCGGCGGUGGUUGGAGGUGUACUCGCGGAGCGGCUGUGAGCCUCGGGACACUCUGGUGGAGGUUUGGCGGGAAUUGCCGGGGGAGACACACCACCUCUUCGUCCCAUCCUGCGUGUCGGUGAGGAGAUGUGGCGGCUGCUGUGCCGACGAGGCCAUGGAGUGUGUUCCCUUGCUCACGCACACACUCACCAUGGAGCUGAUGAGGACCUCCUUCAUGAGACACGAGCUCGUUGAACUGCCCUUCAUCGAGCACAGCCAGUGUGAGUGCAGAUUAAAAGAACAAUUCCAGCUGACGCCAACUACAAGGCCCCAUCUGAAGCCAGCAAGAAAAAACAAGAAAAAGUUGAGGGGAAUGUCCAGACAGAUGACGACUGAAACCAUCAGAGCUGAGACCCCUGCCCCUCCAACCACUACUCCCUCGCCCUCUCCUUCUCCAUCCUUUCUUCCCACCAGCUCCUCUCCCUUUCUCUCUCCCCCUCCCUCUCCCUCUCCCCCUCCCUCUCCUUCUCUUUCUCCCUCUCCCUCUCCCUCUCCGGGGCCUCGUUGUAAACCCUGCAGAGGGAGGAAGUGGGCACUGGACGCGACAUCGUGCCAGUGCCACUGUACCAUCACUGCUGAGAGCUGCAGCCGGAAAAACCGGAGGCUCAACCCCCAUCGCUGCAGGUGUGAUGCCAUGAGGACUUGAUGUGUCCACCAGCUUCCCUUUCGUCUCCUUCUCUCCACCAAAUCCCUGCUGAUUCAUCACCCACUCUAAGCAUCAGUGCCAUGAAGAAUACAGACGCUUGGACAUCCAGUACCUCAAACGGAAGGAAAUAUUAGCAGACGCACACGCAUGAACCUGUAGUAGCGCUCUAGUUAAGCAACAAGUGCAGUAUUACAUCCUUAAUAUACUGUAGAUCUACGUGUACGUGUGUGUGCAGUCAAACAUCUCACCACCUCCUUGCUUCUGUGGCAAAGCUUCUGUCAGUCCACAUGUAAAUGCGUCUAUAGACAUGUAGAGUCACAAAACACAUCCCAUGAGUGGCACGAUGAAGGUGGCAGCAUAAUGGCGACUUAGAGAGACUAGGAGGAGAGGGAUAUUUAAAAAAAUCUUUCCUGGUAGACACAAACCUGUCCUACUGUGGUUCAGUGGUUGGACUCUUUUGAUCUGCAGUUGAACUUCAAUACAAGAAAACAGUGUAAACACAAAUAAUUACACCAUGCAAGAACAACGAGGACGAGGUUUUACGCAGGUGUCCGACAUGUUGAUGCUACAGUGGAAUUUGUGAUUUGUUGUUCGCAGGGAAAGUGCACAUGGAGACGGAUUCCUGGUUCAAGUCAAGGCCAAUGUUUGCACGGAGGAUUAGAAAAACAACUGCAAACAGAGUAUAGGUGGACACAUACACACUCAGACAUACCAGAAGGACACAAGACGUGCACAUGAACUGGCACCCCUGUGUGCAUGGACCUAUAGUCGAGCUGAAUGCUGGGAUGGAGUGUAUCUGUGUGGUCCCCCCGCUGAAAGACCCAGAUGGGUUAUCCCUGCAGCCGUUCUCUCUCAUUCAAAGCAUACGACCACGGGCUGGCUCUCCAAGCCGCUUUCCGGCAUUUGUUUAAUUUGGUCCUUUUGUCUCCAUCUUUCCUCGGCUCCUCGAUUGAAAGCAGCCGCUUUGCCUCUCUUUGCCUCUCUUUUAGGCAGUGAGGAGAAUGACAAUAAUGAGGCCUGGCGGCAGUCCACUGCUUCACACACAAACAUUCACACUUACACCAAGAACACAGACGACACACACAAUCUCACCCACCCUGUCCUGCAGCAAGCACACACACACACACACACAUGCAUAUCUACACACAAGCACACAUGCAAUGUGAAAUGAAUGCAGGUAGCCAUAAGCUUUUCUUCGUGCCACACCAAGUGUGCAAAUAUGUCAGUUGUUUAUAUUUGCAAUUUACUGCAAAGUCUUCAUUGAAUAUUGUAUUAUAUGCCUCUGUUUUAUAUUUUAUUAUAAUUCUGUCAAGUUGAUUGAGAAGAUAUUCUAUAUUGCAGAAUGUGUCUUUGUUUUGUUUUUGUUCAUCUUUAAUCCGUCUGCAUAAAGAGUCACACUGGGUGGCCAACUAUGUACACACUCAGCAUCUAAACUGAUACCCAAAUGUAUUGAAUUUAAACAGAGACAGCUCACACAUGGCCACGAAUGGGAGACUAUAUACAUUAUAAUGUGUAAUUCAAACAAUCACCGGGGCAGUCUUGUCUGUGGCACAAAGAAACCAAGCAAAUAACUGUUCCCAGUGCAGUGAAAAGAAAACAUGGUUGUUUUUGUUGCAUGUUAGAGCCACGAUGGAAAGAGUAUUAUUCAUUUGGAACAUAACUUGUUUAUAUUCUGACUGAAUCUCACGGUUUAACUCCAUGUUAGUUCAUGACUGCUUGGCUGCCGGGUGGGAACGGGGAUUUGAACUGUGACUGUGGCCGAAAGGAUGAGGCCUUGAACAGCUUGUCAAAGCCAGAGCUGUGUUGACGUGAAGACCUAGAGGACACAUAAUGGCAGGUCAGGGAGUUGAAACCUAUUUUUGAGACCUUUUCAGAGCGUGUGUCCUGUGCUAAAUUUUACUGAGAACAUUUACAGUGACGUCUUUGCUCUGUGGUAAUCAGUAGCUAUGAGACUCCAUGAUUCAUGUCCGUGCUCUCCCCCAGGAUUCAUGUCCUCCUGCUGAUUGAAUAAUAGUCACCCAGAAACAGCGUGCAGACCAGAGUCCGAAUGGCUGUUUUGCAGCCUUGAGCAAAAGAACUUCAAGUGAUUGUGAUAAGCUCUGUAUUUAUACUCUCCUGAGGUGAGAUUAUUUUUUCCACGCUCAAGUUUAUUGUCCAGUGUUUGUUAUUACUGUCAAUCAAUGCUUCAAUCACUACCUCUAUAUGAUAACAUAUUAAUGACCAAGUAUUAGAGCAUUGUUGUUACUUUCCCUGUGUUAUUUCAGACCUCGCUAAGAUAAUUAUGUUUUUAUUUACAUUUAGCAAUAAGCGCAGUCUCUGGUGUAGCGAUGUGGAGCUGCAGCAGAUCUGUAGUGAUUAUCACCGGUUAGAGGAGCUUAUAGGAGUUUUCGGAGUGCGUUUUAGCAAUCUGAAGGGAAACAUUUUUCCUAUGAGGAGAGCUGAACUGGUCCUCUGAGUACAGACCAGACACUGUGUGAUAAUGUGGAGCAGGAGAUGGUUUCCCAAAACCUUUGUAGCUGCAAACUAAUUGUGACAAUUCUUGGCUUUAAAGAAAUUGUUCAACAUUUUGGGAAAUAUGCUUGUUCACUUUAUUGCUGAGAAUUACAGUCUGUAUGGUAAAUAUCAAGCUGCAGACAGCAGCUAGUUAGCUUAGCUUAGCUUAGCUUAG
Molecule: messenger RNA, 4700 nt
Organism: Thunnus maccoyii (southern bluefin tuna)
Lineage: Eukaryota; Metazoa; Chordata; Actinopteri; Scombriformes; Scombridae
Gene: vegfba
Product: vascular endothelial growth factor Ba
Exons: 8
Coding region: 1217-2032 (271 amino acids)
Biological process (GO): response to hypoxia; vascular endothelial growth factor receptor signaling pathway; positive regulation of endothelial cell proliferation
Cellular component (GO): membrane
Molecular function (GO): growth factor activity; chemoattractant activity; heparin binding
Source: RefSeq, a predicted model, not a curated record